Vicia villosa (hairy vetch) is the source of this 994-nucleotide messenger RNA. RefSeq names its product ADP-ribosylation factor-like protein 8c. The record is from RefSeq and is a predicted model, not a curated record. Gene Ontology annotation, molecular function: GTP binding; GTPase activity. The transcript is spliced from 6 exons. Gene Ontology annotation, biological process: protein transport. The coding region runs from base 205 to 759 and encodes 184 amino acids. Lineage: Eukaryota; Viridiplantae; Streptophyta; Magnoliopsida; Fabales; Fabaceae.
AGCAGUUAUCACACAAAACUAGGUACCACAAAAGCGACAAACAAAACAACAUCUAUGUUAUGUGUUUUCUUCUGCCGUAUCGUAUCGGCAUUCUACAUUCCAAACAAACAUCUCUUCCUUCCUUAACAUUCCUUAAUCUUUCAUUGGUCGGUUAAAGCUUCUUCCUUUCUCCCCCAUCCUAUCUUUCUCUUUCAUUCUCCCAAAAUGGGUCUCUGGGAUUCUCUUCUCAAUUGGCUCCGCAGUUUGUUUUUUAAACAAGAGAUGGAGCUUUCUCUUGUAGGUCUUCAGAAUGCUGGCAAGACUUCUCUUGUCAAUUCAAUUGCUACAGGAGGAUACAGUGAGGACAUGAUUCCAACUGUUGGGUUCAACAUGCGAAAAGUGACGAAGGGAAAUGUUACGAUAAAGCUUUGGGAUCUUGGUGGACAAAGGAGGUUUCGAACAAUGUGGGAGCGUUACUGUCGUGGUGUCUCUGCUAUUGUGUAUGUUGUAGAUGCUGCUGAUAGAGACAGUGUUCCAAUAACUCGAAGCGAAUUAAAUGAGCUCCUGACGAAACCUUCCUUAAACGGGAUUCCUUUGCUUGUUCUUGGAAACAAAAUUGACAAGUCAGAAGCUCUUUCCAAGCAAGCAUUAGUUGAUCAACUAGGACUUGAGUCACUUACAGACAGAGAGGUUUGUUGCUAUAUGAUUUCAUGCAAGGAUUCUGUAAACAUUGAUGUGGUCAUCGACUGGCUUAUCAAACACUCGAAAACUGCAAAAUAAUUGUGUUGAUGAAGUGUUCUUUCCCAGUGUAAUGCAUAGACCUUCAUUUUAGUUUCGGGUCAAGUAUGAGUAUGUGUACAGAUAUCAAAUUUGGUAAAAUGUUCCAUGCAAUGUUGUUGAGAAAACUUAUUACUUGAUAUUGUACCAAGUUUUGGAUGGUUUCUGUUCAUAACUAGAUUCAUGUCCAUCGAUUUUAUUCGUCUGUUUAAUGAAAAAUACCUUGUUAGCUUUUGUA